Messenger RNA from Saccoglossus kowalevskii, 1900 nucleotides. Its product is annotated as cyclin-C-like. The record is from RefSeq and is a predicted model, not a curated record. Gene Ontology annotation, molecular function: cyclin-dependent protein serine/threonine kinase regulator activity. Lineage: Eukaryota; Metazoa; Hemichordata; Enteropneusta; Harrimaniidae. Gene Ontology annotation, biological process: regulation of transcription by RNA polymerase II.
GGGUAUUCCAAACGCGCAGGCGCACUUGUAACGUCGCCAUUUUGUUGACUUUGUUUCUGCUCGCAAUCACCCUACAUAUCGUAUUUUUCUUGAAAAUGUUAUUAUUUUAUAGCGUUAUGUUAACAUAAUUUGUCGAACAGAUCGAAGUAAAAUCUCCAUCCGUUACCGACCCACUAUCACUAUUGCAAUAUAUAGACGAAAAUAUAAUCUAUGGGCAUUAACUACAUACAACGAAUCGUAGUCCUAGUUCGUUCACAUGAAUGAAUGACUGAAGUUGAAACACAGGAAACGUAAUGGCUGGGAAUUUUUGGAAAAGUUCUCAUUAUCAGCAAUGGAUUUUGGAUAAACAAGAUAUUAUGAGAGAAAGGCAAAAAGAUUUAAACAACUUAACAGAAGAAGAGUAUCAAAAACUAAUGAUUUUUUAUGCAAAUUUAAUACAAGCAGUGGGAGAACAGUUAAAAGUCAGACAACAAGUUAUUGCAACAGCAACAAUAUAUUUUAAAAGAUUUUAUUCAAAAAACUCUCUGAAGAAUAUUGACCCUCUGUUAAUGGCACCAACAUGUAUAUUUUUAGCGUCCAAAGUAGAGGAAUUUGGUGUUAUAUCAAACAGUAGAUUGCUUACAGCAUGCCAAACCGUAGUUAAAAACAAGUUUGGUUAUGCAUAUGGUAACCAAGAAUUCCCAUACAGGAUAAGUCAUGUAUUAGAAUGUGAGUUUUUUCUCCUUGAGAUGCUGGAUUGUUGUAUGAUAGUAUAUCACCCGUACAGACCUCUAAUACAAUAUGUACAAGACAUGGGACAGGAAGAACAAGUGUUACCACUUGCAUGGCGUAUUGUAAAUGACAGUUUACGAACUGAUGCCUGUCUUCUUUAUCCGCCAUUUCAAAUUGCAUUAGCUUGUCUUCACAUGGCAUGUGUUAUACUGCAAAAAGAUUGUAAACAUUGGUUUGCUGAGUUAAAUGUUGACUUGGACAAGAUUCUAGAAAUUAGUCAGCUGAUUUUAAAGUUGUAUGAUUUAUGGAAAAACUUUGACGAGAAAAAGGAGAUCCAGGGAUUACUGCCCAAAAUGCCGAAACCCAAGACUCAACCACCGCCUUCAUCCAGGUACACAAGAUAGGAACAUUUUCUCUUGAUAGUUUCCCUAUAUAGAAGACAAAGACAAGAAAGAGUUUGAAAGAGUUUGAGUCCCAUUAGAGUUUCAUUCCCAUUCAAUAAUAAAAAAAAACAUUAGAUCAAACUAGAUGGUAGUGAAACUGCAAUAGGACUUAUUGAUUGACCUUAGAAAUGUGUUUUACAGUGUUGUUUUUCUAUUCUCACUGUAGGCAUGCUAGACACCAUCACCAACACUAUCACCGGCAUCAUCCCCCUUCCUAUACUCAUAGAUACUCUGAUGCCCUUUUGUACUUGCAAGGCAAUCAGCAUAAAAUGUAUAGUGUCAACAGUGAAGCAACACACCACAAUUGAUGAAUAUUAGAAAGAUUGGGAAAUUGGUAGUACAGGAUGAGAUAAGGAAGUCAGCUAGGAUCAUCGUAAUGCAGGAAAAUGUAAGAAAGCUUGAGAGAACAGUACAGGAUGAGAUAGGGAAGUCAGCUAGGAUUGUGGUACUGCAGGAAAAUGUAAGAAAGCUUGAGAGAACAGUACAGGAUGAGAUAAGGAAGUCAGCUAGGAUUGUGGUACUGCAGGAAAAUGUAAGAAAGUUUGAGAGUACACUACAGGAUGAGAUAGGAAAGUAGCUAGGAUUGUGGUACUGCAGGAAAAGGCAAGGAAGAUUGAGAGAACAGUACAGGAUGAGAUAGGGAAGUCAGCUAGGAUUGUGGUACUGCAGGAAAAUGCAAGGAAGUUUGAGAGAACAGUACAGGAUGAGAUAGGACAGUCAGCUAGGAUUGUUGUACUGCAGGAAAU